Molecule: messenger RNA, 1194 nt
Organism: Aspergillus ruber CBS 135680
Lineage: Eukaryota; Fungi; Ascomycota; Eurotiomycetes; Eurotiales; Aspergillaceae
Product: TauD/TfdA family dioxygenase
Exons: 3
Coding region: 1-1194 (397 amino acids)
Molecular function (GO): oxidoreductase activity
Source: RefSeq, a predicted model, not a curated record
AUGGCUCCCGCUUUAACAGAGUCGCUCCCCGCGGCGCCGCACCAGCUGAACAGCAAUGCGUCGCGGGAUAUCUUCCCCGAUGGGUUGAAGACUACUGGCCAGCAUGCCCCGCUGUAUGAUCAUAUUCGGGAAUUCGAGCAAUUCCCUAAGGAGAUUACGGGACGGACUGCGUGGAAACCUGAGGAGUACCGUGGACAGCCCGAGAAGUGGACGCAUGCCUUUAAUGCAGAGGAGAUCGAGGAGCUCAGCACAGCGGCGGAUAACUUCCUCAACGCUAAGAUUCCUUUGACUGGUAUUUCCAAGAAAAACUUUCCCCUCCCCAACCUCUCCAAAGACCUCGAAACCCUCCGCGAGGACCUCCUCAACGGCAAAGGCUUCAUCCUCUUCAAAGGCUUCCCCGUCGAGAAAUGGGGCAACCACAAGUCCGCCGUCGCCUACAUGGGUCUCGGCACCUACCUGGGCUACUUCGUCUCUCAGAACAGCCGUGGCCACGUGCUUGGCCACGUGAAGGACCUGGGCGAGGACUCGACGCAGAUUGACAAGGUUCGGAUCUACCGUACCAAUGCGCGUCAGUACUUCCAUGCCGAUGACUCGGAUAUCGUGGGCCUGCUGUGCAUUGCCAAGGCACUUGAGGGUGGCGAGUCGGAUAUUGCGUCUUCGCAUACUGUGUACAAUGCGCUUGCAAAGGAGAGGCCGGAUGUGUUGCAGACGCUGACGGCGCCGAUUUGGUAUUUUGAUCGGAAGGGAGAGACGAGUGCGGGUCAGGAGGAGUAUAUUCGGACUUCGGUUAUUUACCUCGAGCGCGGGGAGAAUGCCCGUGUUUACACCAAAUGGGACCCCUACUACGUCCGGUCUCUCUCCCGCUUCUCCGACGCAGGAAUCAUCCCCCCUCUCUCCCCCGAGCAACUCGAAGCCAUCGAAGUCCUCGAAAAGACUUGCCAACGCUUCGCCCUCCACAUGGUCCUCGACGUCGGCGACAUCCAGUUCGUCACCAACUCGCACGUCCUGCACUCGCGUACAGAAUACAAGGACUACCCCCCACCGGCCCCCAGACGCCACCUUAUGCGUCUGUGGCUCGCGACGCCCGAGGAAGAAGGCGGCUGGAAGUUGCCGUUCUGGGAUAGUAAUGAGAAGAAGAGAGGUGGGAUUCAGGUGGAUGAUCAGGCGCCUGUUGCGCCGUUGGAUGCGGAGUGA